Molecule: messenger RNA, 339 nt
Organism: Suillus paluster
Lineage: Eukaryota; Fungi; Basidiomycota; Agaricomycetes; Boletales; Suillaceae
Exons: 1
Coding region: 1-339 (112 amino acids)
Source: RefSeq, a predicted model, not a curated record
AUGCUCAGUCGCGUAUUCGACUCUGCAUAUCUCGACGAGGCGCACCCCAUCGUGAGGCUGAUAUUUGUGCGCGCUGCAGAGAUCAUGAAUCCCGCGAGUGCGGAGUUUUUCCGCAGGACACGCUCGGAGAUGUUACAACUUCCUUGGGAGGAGUUUUCACCUGAGGGUCCGAAACACCAUGGAGAUUGUGCAUAUCUCGAGCAGGGUUUCAAUAAGGGAGAAGCGUUACGCACGAAGAGUGGUGGAGAGUGGGUUAUUGGAGAUACGUUCUCGGAUGCGGACAUUAUCGGGGCAAGCCGACUGUUUUGGUACAAGCGCGUCUUGAAGGAGGAUGAGUGA